Xyrauchen texanus (razorback sucker) is the source of this 1765-nucleotide messenger RNA. RefSeq names its product adenosine kinase-like. The record is from RefSeq and is a predicted model, not a curated record. Bases 86 to 1165 code for a protein of 359 amino acids. Gene Ontology annotation, biological process: purine ribonucleoside salvage. Gene Ontology annotation, molecular function: adenosine kinase activity. Gene Ontology annotation, cellular component: nucleus; cytosol. Lineage: Eukaryota; Metazoa; Chordata; Actinopteri; Cypriniformes; Catostomidae. The transcript is spliced from 11 exons.
UGUUUCUCUCGGCGGCGCCAGGCGCUCCAUUCGCUCAGCAAGGUGUCUGGACAGUGUGUGAAAGAUAAAACUCUAUCAUUACAGCAUGGCGUCCGGUGAACCUAAAGCCAAGAAGAUUAAACUCGAGGAAAAAAAACUCAGUCAAAAUGCCCUUUUUGGGAUGGGAAAUCCCUUGCUUGACAUCUGUGCUGUGGUGGACAAAGAUUUUCUAGACAAGUAUGGACUCAAGCCAGAUGACCAGAUUUUAGCAGAGGACAAACACAAGGAAAUGUUUGAAGAGAUAGUCAAGAAAUUCAAGGUUGAAUACCAUGCUGGAGGUGCCACGCAGAAUUCUGUCAAGGUCGCGCAGUGGAUGAUCCAAGAGCCACACAAAGUGGCUACGUUCUUCGGCUGCAUCGGGGAGGACAAUUUCGGGAAGAUCCUGAAAGAGAAGGCAGAGGAGGCCCACGUGGAUGCCCACUACUACGAGCAGAGCGAGGAGCCCACGGGAACCUGUGCUGCCUGCAUCACUGGCAACAACAGGUCUCUUGUUGCAAAUCUCGCUGCAGCUAAUUGCUACAAGAAAGAAAAGCACCUAGACCUGGAGGAGAACUGGAAGCUUGUUGAAAAAGCCAAAGUUUAUUACAUUGCUGGUUUUUUCCUGACUGUGUCUUUGGAGUCGAUCCUAAAGGUAGCCAAACACGCCUCUGAAAACAACAAGAUCUUCUGCUUGAAUCUGUCAGCUCCAUUCAUUUGCGAGUUCUUCAGUGAGGCCCUGAUGAAGGUUAUGCCCUACGUGGAUAUCCUUUUCGGCAACGAAACGGAGGCAGCGGCGUUUGCGCGAGAACAGGGCUUUGAGACAGAAGACAUUGAGGAGUUUGCUAAGAAGGCCCAAAGCUUACCAAAGGUGAACAAGAAAAGGCAGCGGAUUGUUGUCUUUACCCAAGGCAAAGAAGGCACUGUGAUGACCAAAGGUGACAAGGUAGAGAUAUUUCCUGUCCUGAAGAUCGACCAGAGUGAGAUAGUGGACACCAAUGGUGCUGGAGAUGCCUUUGUUGGAGGUUUCCUAUCUGAGCUGGUGCAGGAUAAGACCUUUGAGCAGUGCAUCCGUGCUGGACACUACUCUGCUAACGUCAUUAUUCGAUAUGCAGGCUGUACAUUCCCAGAAAAGCCUGAUUUCCACUGAUGGGCCACUCAGAGAGCAGAAUAUAUGGCCACCUAAGUGUUUUAAAGGACUAAUGCCUUUUUUUAAUUGACUUUUUAUUUUCUGUUCCUCUUCCCUCUCUCGUUCACUGCCUGCAUUCUUCUGUGCCUCUAUUUCUAACAGUCCCACAUCCUAAUGCGAUAAUGGAGAUGUAUUUCCUAUGAAAAACAGUUUACAAAAGAAUUCCUUUGUUGCAAGUAUGGAUUUGUUUUAACUAAAGCAAUUUGAGUAUUGCUCUCCCAUGUACUGUAAGAGAAGUAAUCAUAAACCAGCAUCUCUCCAGUGUGGUAUUUUUAACAAAUUUACCUUGAUGAUAUCUUGAUACUGCUUUAAAAUGUAAAGGAAAUAUUGAAAACGCACAACUUAACUAUAUCGAAAUCAAAAACUCAUAUCUCAGAGGAAUUUUGUUGGCCAGUCUUGCUGUUGUAAACCAAACAUAUUUGUGAAAUGCACACUUGAAUGUGUCAUGAUCAUGUCAGGAUUAGUUUAAAUCUGUUGUUAUGUGUUAUACAUUACAUAAACAUAGUCUGCUGUCCUUUUAAAUACAAUAUUGCCAAAAUAAAAAUAAAGCUUGUAUUUCUG